Messenger RNA from Doryrhamphus excisus (bluestripe pipefish), 9400 nucleotides. The record is from RefSeq and is a predicted model, not a curated record. NCBI's taxonomy places the organism in Eukaryota, Metazoa, Chordata, Actinopteri, Syngnathiformes, Syngnathidae.
CAUAUGACAAACAAAAACAAAGCCCCAAAAGUGAGUGAAGGUGUGAUGACGUCACGGCCCCACAAUGCUUACCGCCCAUAACUGUGCUGCAGCCUGAGUAGAAACACUCUCCCUCCCAGGCCACAAAUAUCUGCUUGGUUCCUGCAAACAUCUUCCAAAGUAAGAGCAAAGGAGCCACCGACAAGACGUCGAAGGGUUUGUGUGGAUUUCGUCUUGCUUUUUUCAGCGGGGGGGGGGCUCCAUGUGAAAGUUGAACUCAUGCGGCGCUGGAAACUUUUUGCUGCAUGUUUGUUGUUUUAGAUCGAGCAGAAGAGCCAAGAUGCAGAAGACUAUUUUGUGUCGCUCGCUGCCAAGCUUGGCUGUCGGGCCCGGCUGAGGAGGAGAUGUAAAAGAAGCCGAGGAAGAGACGGAUGGACGCGUGGGAUUGGAAACAUUCUGUGUUGGACUGAGAAGUCAUUCGGUGCCACCUGUUGGUUUGCGUGCAUAAGUCUACAAACCUCCGAUGCAAGAAGACUUUUUUCCCAAAUCAGCAUGGUGAUCUAAAACAACGUGCACCUUGUGUCCAACGGCAAAUUCUUCAUCACCUCAAUGUUCCAUCAUCCAAGCCUCCUCUGACCACGUCCCCAGCCAGCCAAGCCAGCCAGCCACCUGCCCGCCAGCCCUCCGACUUCCGCCGUUGAGCCUGCAAGGCGGGGGAGCACCCCAAGUGGACUUCCAUGGCUGCGGCACUCUAGGGCUGCCAUGGCAGCUGCUGCCGCCGAUGCCUCACACUGUAUUACCGCACUGACGCCGGAGGAAGAGGGACGACGGGCCGCCGCCGCCAAGUUGCUUGGGAGCACCGCCCCGCUGCCGCACACAGAGCAAGACAGGGGGAGAGAAAGGGACAACGAGGAAGACAAGGCGGCGAGAGGGAAGGAGUGUUUGGCGUGCGGGGCUCUGUUCGCCUCUCAGGAGAAGCUCCGCCUCCACACCGUGACUCACACAGGAGAGAAACCUUUCCACUGCUCGCAGCCUCACUGUGCCAAGGCCUUCAGCUCCAAAUACAAACUCUUCAGGCAUAUGGCCACGCACUCGCCACAGAAGACCCACCAGUGCUCCUUCUGUGAGAAAAUGUUCCACCGCAAAGACCACCUGAAGAAUCACCUGCAGACCCAUGACCCCAACAAGGAGGCCUUCAAGUGCGAGGAGUGCGGCAAGCACUACAACACCAAGCUGGGCUACAAGCGCCACGUGGCCAUGCACUCGGCCACGGCGGGCGACCUCACCUGCAAAGUGUGCAUGCAGAGAUACGAGAGCACGCCCGUCCUGCUGGAGCACCUCAAGAGUCACUCGGGGAAAUCGUCGGGAGGCGCAAAGGAGAAAAAGCACCCGUGCGACCACUGCGACCGCCGCUUCUACACGCGCAAGGACGUGCGGCGCCACAUGGUGGUGCACACUGGCCGCAAGGACUUCCUGUGCCAGUAUUGCGCCCAGCGCUUUGGCAGGAAGGACCACCUGACGCGCCACGUGAAGAAGAGCCACUCGCAGGAGCUGCUGAAGAUCAAGACCGAGCCGCCGGACAUGCUGGGCCUCCUGGCUUCGGGGUCUCCUCCUUGCUCAGUGAAGGAGGAGCUCAGCCCCAUGAUGUGCAGCGCCGCCCCCAACAAGGACCCCAUGAUGGGAAAGCCCUUCCCGGGCGGUGCCCCCUUCCCCAUAGGCGUGUACAACCCCCACCACCUGCAGGCCAUGUCCAACUCUGGGGUGGUCCACCCUCACCCGCCCCUCAUGUCCACGCCCCUCUCAGCGGCCAUGAGCAUGGGCUGCCACAUGGAAUCUACUGGAUCCCUGCACCCACACUCCCACCACCAUCACCACCACCACCGUUCACCCCCACCGCCCCACCACCAGUCCCCCGUCCCCCAGCAGCAGCACCACCCCCAGCAAGCCCCCAAGUACCAGCUGGGAUCUACCUCAUACCUGCUGGACAAACCCUUGAAGGUGGAGAUGGAAAGCUUCCUCAUGGAUCUGCAGAGUGGUCUGCCAGGCCCGGAGCCCCACGCUGCUGUUUCUCCCCCAAAGGACGGACUGGAGCCCCCUGCCGGCCUGGCAGAAGAACUGUGCGGGGAUCCGCUGCUGUCCAAGAGCCCUGCGGUGAUUGCCGAGUCUCUGUGCGCUGCUAACAUGGACUUCUCCCACUUGCUGGGCUUCCUCCCGCUCAACUUGCCUUCCUACAGCGCCCCCAUGAGCGCGGGAGGACUGGUGAUGGGCUACACAUCCUCGGUGACACCCUCCUCCUCCUCGUCCUCGUCUUCCUCAUCUCUGCACGGCGUUGCCGCCGAGCCUCACGCCGUCUCGGCAUCGGCGGCGCCUCUUACCUCUUUGCAACCGCAACCUCAGGAGCAGCAGAGCUCCGGUGGGGGUCUGGGCCUCGGACCCCUGCACCCUCUCCCGCCAGUGUUCGGCUCCAGCCUCAGCACCACCACACUGCCUCGCUUCCACCAGGCCUUCCAGUGAGAGCGCGCUAAAGCUUCUCAUGCAUCCUUAAAAGGAAGUUUUCAAGAUUUUAUUUGGAUUUUUCCCCUUUUAUCCUGUAGUUAUAACAACGUAUUAACCCUUCAUUUUACCUCCAAACACCAUUUAAGUCCCCUUAUAUCUUAUUUAGUCGUGUAUAGAAGGCAGAAUCAGUAGGCCAAAAGGCGUGGUACUGCGUUGCUUUCGAAAGCAAUCAUAGAAGAAAAAUAUAUCAAAGAUCAAGUUUAGUGAAAAUGACCUGUACUGUUGUGACCCCGAUACAAAAAAUAUUGUUUGAAGUGGAGGGUUUCUUUUCUUUGAUGUAUAAGAAUGGCGCUAGAAUGUCUCACCUUGAGGGGCUGGCCAGAUGGAAAUGGAAAAGUAUCUCGUGGUUUCAGCCUCUCGUCCACACGGAAACAACAGUGGGUUUUGUGCAAAGCAAAAAACUCCAAUGAAAAUUGUCAUUUUUUUUAAAACGCUGUCAAGACAGUCAAAAACAACAAAAAAAUCAGCAGUCAUUUUACGGGGAUAAAUUCAAAAUAUGAAGAGGAGAAAAUUGUUAGUUGUAAUAUAAGAUAAUGAUGAAAAAUAAUGUCACUUUACUCACAUAAUGUUGAAUUAUUAAAGAGAAACAACAAUAUUUUUUAAAGUUGUCUGGAAAAACUGUCCAUGAAGUAGUCAUUUUUGGAAAAUACGUAUGCAAAAAAAAAUCCGAUUCAGAAUCAUAGUCUGCAGAAGAACUUCGAACAGAAGACGCUUUCUAGCUCUCUGCCUGAUGUGUGUAUUACAUCCUUUUUAUCUAGUGACCCGUUUCCCAUCCGGAUGCGACUAUUCACGAAUCUGGCACAGUGUGGGCACCAAUUUUUUCAAUCCCAGGAAUGUUUCCGUGUGGACUGGGCAGACGGGGCCUGAGACAAAAAAAAUAGCUCAAAGUCCAGGAUUUACCUCAAAAAGCCUUCAUCCCAUUCUGGGAAAAAGUUCCCUUUUGCUGCGCAGAUAGGAAAUAUGAACCAGAGACGAUGCUCAGCUCCCAUACUGUUUUAUUUUGUUUUUUUGUUGAGCAGUUUAACGGGAUACAAAAAAAGAAAUGUGAAGUUUUGGUUUUUAAAAAAAAUCCUCAAGAGAAGCACUUUUUUUUUUUAGCAGAAGGCACUUCAUCUAUAGGAACCUGCUUUGUUUCCUCAAAUUCCCAGAAUACACUUUAUGCUUCCUUGUUACAGUUUUCAACCCUAAGCUGGCCCUUUAGGGUCCUCUACUCGCCGGGAUUUAGUCGGAUGUUGUGCAAAAAGCUGAUGUUUUGUGGGCUAUCUAGAAAGAAAUGUGUAUUUUUUUGCCUUAACAGUGAAGAGAAAGAAAACAGCAAUGACAAAAUUGGACAUUUUCAUCCCACAUGAUACCAAAAUGUCCACAAUACCGAUGCCACACUUUCCAAUACUGGUCUUGGGUCUCUCAUAGCAUCCAUCCAUUUUCUAUACCGUCACAGGCAUGCUGGAGCCUAUUCCAGCUGUCUUGGGGCGAGAGGCGGGGUACACCCUGGACUGGUAGCCAGCCAAUCCCAGGGCACAUAUAGACAAACAACCAUUCACACUCACAUUCAUACCUAUGGACAAUUUGGAUUGAAGCUAGAAUGUUUUUGGAAUGGGGGAGGAAACCGGAGUACCCGGAGAAAAGCCACACAUGCAUGGGGAGAACAUGCAAACUCCACACACACAGAGAUGCCCGAGUGGGGAAUCAAACCCAGGUCUCCUAGCUGUGUGGCCUAUGUUCUAACCGCUCUACACCGUGCAGCCAAUUUACGAGACUGAAAAGUUAAAAUAGUUGAGAGAAAAAACAGCAAAAAUGUUGAAAAACAGCUUUUAUAAGAGUAAACUUUAAACUGAAAAAAAUAAUGUAAUUUUGGUAGCAUAGAGUUGACAUAUUAAAGAGAAAUAUAUGCUUUAUAUACUAUUGUGCCCCCUCAGAAUCUGAUGCACUUUUAUAACUAUUCAGAUUGUGACGCUCUUUUAUAACAUAUCGACUUUAUAUCAUUUUAGUCAUAUAAAAGUUGAAAUAUCCAAGUAAAAGUCAAAAUAUUACGAGAAUCAAAUUCAUGCAGAAGAAAGUAGAAAUAUUUGGAAAAUUGGGGAAGAACCAACAGUAAAAAGGCGAAUUGGAUAUUAAUAAGAGGCUUAAUGAAUAAACUUUUGAUCUAUAAACAUCCAAAUCAGUCUCUGUAUCAUGGUAUAUGAAAGUAUUGGUAUUGGCAUCGGUGGUACACCGAGCUGUGUGUAUUUCUUGGCAUCAUAUGGGUUUUUUUUUCAGUGUGUGCUGCCCCUUUUCCGUGCAAUUUCCGACUAAAUUCUGGCCUGUUUGGGUGUAAAAGACGUCAUGAGGAUCCCUGACAUAUGUGAAUGCUUAAGAAAAAGGAAAAAAAAAGUUACCAUGACAGACAAGGAAAAAAAAAAAGAAUGUUAUUGCAGUGUACGAAAUAUCUCAUUAUUGCUUUGAUCUCAGUAAAAGUGUAUUUUUUGUUAGCUGUGUUUUAUUAUCUGUCAGGUUUACAUGACUUGUGGAUCUGGCAAAGCACGAAUGAAGUAUUAUUAGCCUAUUUCCCUUCAGCAGCUCGUCGCCAAGCCGACUUGACUUGUUCGCAUAGACUGUGCAUGCUAGCUAGCGUAUUUCUUAGCGUUAGAUUUGUUUCAACGUGCGACAUUGGGCUGCCGGGGGGGGAAAAAAAACGUUAUUCCGGAAUGAAUUAAGCUUCUUUUUCUUUAAGCCGUUCAGAAACCUGAGCCCAAAGUGAACCGGACACCUCAAAAAGUGACAAGCAGUGGGUGUAGGAAGCGUUCAAUGACACCUUUGUCAAGAUGUUUACAAACACGUACGUUGUCUUUACUCAUUUCCUGUCAUGGCCGAGACAAUGCUCAUACGUACAGUUUCACCAGAAAUGGCAAAAAUUUGGUUUUGCAUAAGUUAAGCCCUCAAAAAAUCAAUUUAGUUGUCUAAAUAAUAAUGACUUUGAGUGCAUGAGAAAGUGACCAUAUCAAUAAUUAUAUUGUACAACACAGCAACAGAAGCAGUGUUGUGACAGUCGUAAAACCGCCAAUGAGUCGAUUGUAAGCAACACAACAAUACACACGACUUUCACGUGAACAAGCCGAGUAGUGACACUUUAAAGUGCACGCAGCGCUAGAUAUGUACGUACGGGUGUUACUUCGGACAGCAGGAUAUGUUAUUAAAAUGUUUGUCGACUUCCAAAGGUGGCCUAAAAUGUUGUAGAACAUACACAUACUAUAUGGUAGCAACAGAACCAAUGUUGCAAUAGCGCUAAUAAGACUUGCACACAUACAGCUUUCACAUCAACAAGCUGAGUAGUGACAAUUGAAAGUGCAUGCAGAGCUAGAUAUUUGUACAGCUGUUACGUCGGACAGCUGGAUAUGUUAUCAAAACAUUUUUCCACUUCCAAAAGUACCCGAAUAUGUUAUAGAACAUAAAAGUACAAAAGGGGAGCAACAGAAGCAAUGUUGUAAUAGCGUUAUGGAGCGCUAAUAUCACGGAUGAGUGGAUUGUAAGCAACAGUACGACAGAAUAGUAUGUGUGACUUUCACACCGACAAGCUGAGCAGUUUAUUUCUUCUCUCUACCGGUGCAAACAGACAUUUUCCGCGACACUUUAAAGCGCAUGCAGGGCUAGAUAUGUGUACAGAUCUUACAUUUGACUAACAUUUGUGCUAAUAGCACUGGUGAGUGGAUCGUAAGCAACAGUACGACAAGUGUAGUAUGCGCCACUUUCACACUGACAAGCUGAGUAGCGGCACUUUAAAGCGCACGCAGAGCUACAUAUGCGUACAGAUGUUGGAUAUGUUAUGAAACCAUUUGUUGCCUUCCUAAAGUGCCUGAAUACACAAGUACAGAAUGGGAGCAACAGAACCAAUGUUGAAAUAGCACCGAAGAGAAAUGGCGCUGAUGUGUCGAUUGUAAACAACAUGUGCAACAACAACACUUUAAAGCGCAUGCAGAGCUAGGUAAAGCUGUUUUGGUUUAUAAUUCAUGUCUUUUUUGGAUGAAGCUGCUGUUUGGGGCCUUUCUACAUCCACUGUCCUUGCUGUCACUCCAUACUGUGGCCACGCUUUAGGCUACGCCCACAACAGGGCGUGGCUACAUCAUAGCACAUACUUUUUUUAUCAUCUUGCUGCUCGGCGCUACGGUUGGCGAUCCCUCUGCCGUAGGCCACUGGAUGAUCUCUUUUAUUUUUCUUUAUUUCUUCCACGAUGCACAAAAACCAACCCAACUGACAGCAGUUUUCAUCAAACCCCGCCCCCUUUCCUCCUCUUACUCCUCCUCUUCCUCUCUUUCUCGGCUGCUUGGUAGAGUCAAAGAUAAAGCGGGAAAAAAAGGGUCGGAAAUAACGGCAAUGUCCGCAGGGUGUCGCCUUUUCUUUGUAUGUUUUUUUUUUUGGUAGUUUGUGUGGAUUUUGUUGUUAUUGUCUGUUUGUACAAAAGGACCUUGAGAGAAAAAAAACACAAAAAAAAACAACACAUCACCUCAUUUUUUUUUUAACCAAAACCUGGGGAGAAGAAACAACAUUUUUGCUUGGUUGCUUGGCUACGCACUGUCCCAAUUUGUCAUUCCCAUAUACACCAAAUUGGCCCAAAGCAAGAAUUGGAAAAAAUCUGCAGUUAUUUUACUGGAAAUAACUCCAAAUAUUCUGAGAAAAUGUUGUAUUGAAACGAGAAUAAAGGUGUAAUAUGAGGAACAUUUCUGGAAUUCUAGCGGCAUAAUGUUCAAAUGUUAAAGACAAAAGUGGUUGGGGUUUUUUGUUCAUGACAAUAUUAUGAGACGCAAACAAAAAAGUCCUAAUAUUACAAGAAGUUGAAAUGGCUGGAAAAAAAACUGCUGCAGUUUUGCUCGUAUAAAGUCAAAAUAUUACGAGGGAAAAAGUCGUAUUCUCACAAGACCAAAGCUGCAAUUUUACUAGAAUAAAGUUGUCAUAUUGUGAGGACACAAGAAAAAGUUUGGACAAAGUUUGAGAGUCAGUGAGCACUUCUAUAAAAAAAAAAAAAGCAACAACCCAGCAUAAAUCGCAGUAAUUAAUCCCUGUUAUUCAUCACUAUUCCAACAACUUCAUUGGCCGCCUAUUGGGAAUAUUUGAUUUUUUUAAUGCUUUCUUUUGCCCCCGCCGUGUGAAGAAAAAGUCACAUGACCUGACCGAUUCUCCAGCAGUGAGCACCUUUUGGAUGAUGAAAGCGCUUCCGCACUACGUUUGUAGCAAUCACAAAAACAAAAUGUUGUUGUUUUUAUUUCUAAGAAGCCCUUAAAUAAAAUAGUAAAAGAAGAUAAGCUAAGCAGCGUUGGGCUUGUAUGACGUUUGUCCUCCCUGGGUUUCUGUGAGCUAAUCAGAGUUUUUCGCACUUUCAACCUUUUUGAAGACAAAAAGUAUUUUUUUUUUGUUUUGGUUUCACUUUGAACGUGUACUUGGAUGUGAACCUUGACCUCUAGACUUCUUAUCAGCAUUUGUGUAUUACAGUAUUGUUUCAUAGACCUCCCACUAAUAGCCCUGCCCCCUUUGACUUUCACUUUCACUUUGGAAUUUUCCUAACCGCACAGCAUGAAUAAUUAUCAAUACCAUUAUGAUUCAUAAUUCCUUUGUGGUGAAUGACAAAAUAGCUAUCUAUAAUUAUUUAAUGGCAUGAAUAAUUAUUGAUUGAAUCCAUAAUUAUAUCAUGUCGAUAUUCAUUGACGGGACAUUGCGCUUUCCUUCCUCAUAGAUGGCAUCCAAAUCUACUCUGGUGUAUUUCUAGUCUUUCAUGGUAAAGUUGUGCAUUCCAACCUCAUUGCGUGUUUUUGUUCUUUCUUUUUGUUCUGUUCGUUUGAAGCCCGUUUGAAGUGUAGCAGUGGCAAAGAAGAAAGUGAAACACACACACACACACCCAUGGAUACAGUAUAUACAGUAUGUAUAUAUAUACUGCAUGUCUAUACAUAUAUCAACAUAUCUAUAUAUAUAUAUAUAUAUACAUAUGUAUAUGUAUGUAUGUAUGUAUGUAUGUAUGUAUGUAUACGUGUAUAUGUAUGUAAACGUAUGUAUAUGUGUAUAUAUAUAUAUGUGUGUGUGUGUAUAUACGUAUGUGUGUAUAUAUACAUAUACAUACAUAUGUAUGUGUAUAUAUGUACAUAUAUACGUAUGUAGUAUAUGUAUAAAUGUAUAUGUAUAUAUCAAGGGAGAGAGUAUGUCAGUUUUUGUAGUUGAUUGGUUGAUCCAAAGACGCGGGGAGCACUUGUGUACAGUAGAAUAAGGUACACACUGACUUUGUAAAAAUGUCUUACCUACCUUGACAUGAUUAAAAAGACAAACCAGGGGCUUUCAUACCUUCCUCAUUGUCACUCACUCACUCACUCACUCACCGUGUUGGAAAAAGUAAGUAUUCACUAUUACAAUUCCAACUUUAUUCGCAGUCAUUUUUAUUAGGAAUAAUAUAGAUGAUCAUUUGUUUUUGUUUGUCAUGUUUGUGAUCAUUUUUAUUGACUGCCACUACUAUUUUUAUUUGUGCAUUUCCACACUUUUAAUGUAAUUUUUCAUAUGUUUUAUAUGAUUUUGAAUUGUACCCUGCCUUUCGCCCGAAGACAGCUGGCAUAGGCUCCAGCAUGGCCGCAACCCUAGUGAGGAUAAGAGGUAGAAAGCGGAUGGACGGAUGAUUGUAAUUCAAAUCUACACUACUUGUCAUAAUCAUCUCUUCUCUUUUUGUAGUCACUGCAAAUAUGUAGAAUAUAUAUCAUUUUUAUAACACAUUCUUUUUAUUUGGUGUUUAUUGCUAUUACUAUUAUUUAUUUUUUUAUCGUUCAUUCAGAUUUAUUUUUUGCGUUUUCUUGAACAAGAAAAAUACAAUGUUAUAAUUACACAUUUAUUUAUAGUUAUUUUAUUAUGUAUAGUGCAU